Molecule: messenger RNA, 1815 nt
Organism: Clavispora lusitaniae ATCC 42720
Lineage: Eukaryota; Fungi; Ascomycota; Pichiomycetes; Serinales; Metschnikowiaceae
Source: RefSeq, a predicted model, not a curated record
AUGCCCGCGCACAUAUGUAGCUCCCGAUGUCCCAGAAGUUUUCCUUCCCCAAGUCCAGACAAGAAUAUGUCUCGCAACACGAGCGAAUCGUCUCAAAAGCAAAGCCCCAAGGGAGGCAGUUUCUCGUCGCGUGGUUUUGUUGAUCCCGACUUGCUUCCUCCGCAAGCGCCCGGAUCCAAGCGCGAGUCGUAUAUGUCGAUGCUUUCCCAUGAUUCAGUGCAAGCAGCCGAGAUCGGCGAGGCCGUGCCAGUGCAGAUGCAAGACCAGCAGCCAAAGUUUGUAGCUGGUGCCAACGACGAAGAACCAGAAGAACAAAGGGAAUUGGAGACAGAGAUAGAAACAGAAACGGAGGUUGAAGCUCGGGGCCCGACACCAGCAGCUGCUUCAGUUGCAGGCCUGUCCGUCAACAUGUACACGCACCCCAAGGAAGACUCUGGCACGGAUGGAUUUGAUAAGGAGAUAUUCAACAAGGAACCGUCCGAAUCGAAGAUGCUGGAAACAGAGUAUUAUACUCCUGCUGCAUCGUCCGGCGUGGAUCCUUUGGAGGCGGAUCCUUCAAAGGCCGAAGGCGUGCAUGAAAAUACAUCAGAGCCAACUUCAUCAAGCCGAGACACAACACUUUCCCAAAAUGCGGAUCUCGUAACACCCAAUUCCCCACCGCUGGCGCCACAGGCUCAGGCUCCACAAAGUACACCUGGGUACGCUGUAUCCGAAGAACAUGACACAGACUUGGAAUCAAUGUUUUCUGAAGGCCAAGUGCCGUUGGGUCGGUUAAACACCAUCAACGCCGGUGCGCCCGCUGCUCCACCAUCAUUGUCGGUCAACACAGGCGUAGACGGCACAAUUCCGCCCCGACUGAGACGUCGGCCAGUGAGCGAGAUGAUCUCACGGCCCGUGAGACCCCUGGCGGGUCACAGACUCUCCUUGAAUAUCAGCGAGGAUUUGGAUCGGCUCAUGGCCAGUGCUACGGAUUUGCAGGAGCAAGAAGAGCAAGAAAAAGAAAGAGAAAGACAAGAGAUUGAAAACAGAGGAGGAGACAAGGAACAGAAAGAAGGUGUUGAAGUUGUUGAGGAUAGAGAACACCUGGAAAGAGGACACGAGAAGGAAAAACAAGCGAGGUCCGGUGCCACAAGCAAACGCAACAGCCGGUACUCCACCACUCGUACGAACAGAGAUACGGGAAGUCCGAUCGAUGUGCGUGCCCUGUGUUUGAGCAGCACAUUUUCGUCGGACAGCUUUUUGACUGCGGAAGGUGGUGUGUUGGGCAGUCCCCGGGCGCCAGUGGCACUUCCAAAGCGGCCUUCGCCCGAUAACAUGCAGCGCGCCCGCCAGGCAUCGCAGAAAUGGGGCGCGGGGCUGGACAUUGAAGAGGUUGAAGGCAGCGAAGCCACCGUCGCGCGCGCGGAGGCGCCCGAAUUCGCCCAAAGCACUGCGGGCGAGAUGUUGGCGGACCAAGGCGAAUACUACGAUGUAGAAGAGCCAGUGGUGAUCACGGGGCCUACGAGAGUUCGUUCAGUGAAGGAUAGCAUUCGUCACCAGAGACACAAGAGCAAAGCACGGUCGCGUCGCAGUGGUCCUAAACUUCGGCCAUUUUCGUACAACACGCUUAUCAACCUUCUAGAGAGCAUCAACGGUACGGUGGUGGGAGAAGAGUUUGAGCUGUUGAACUUACCUGCGAAAGAGAAACAAUUGAUAGAAAAGAUUGUCGAUCUGUUGAGUCGGUUGACCCUGGAUAUGGUUACGGACGAGAGUCGGUAUGACGUAGGAAUCGAGCGACUUGAAAAAGCACACCGCGCCUUAGAGGGCUUCUUAUGA